UUGUGGUCCUCGUCAUCUUGCACAGCGACCACGACUACUUCUUCACCGUCGCCGACGACGAACACGACCUUACGCUUCUUCACCGUUUAUAACUCUCCGCGUUCCUUCCCUCUGCUACUACUCGUCUAUUUACUGCGUUCUUCCCUCUGACUUUGCACUCGUUCGAUCGUUCAAGAGCUUGCUCUUGCUUUCCGGCACACUGGUUUCGACAAUCGUGCAUUAUCCUCAGCCAAAUGCGAUGUACUACCCUCAACAGUCACCAGGCAUACCAAAGCUGGCUGGUCACCAACACCCAGGGCAAGUACACGACCAGUCACCGUGGGCUCGUACUGGACACCAUCCAGUGCUUGGACCACCAAACCAUGCUCAGGUUCCUACGUCCCCUGCAUACCCCCUCUUCCAACCCCAUAGCGCAAUGAAUACGCUCCAGCAUCAUGCUCACCCUCACAUGCCGGGACCAUUGACCCACCACCAUCACCAGAAUUCCCUUUCACAUCCACAUUAUCAAUCUCCACCAAACGGAAACGGCAUGCAAGGGGGGAUCGUCCAGACCGGGUCUCCAGGGAAUGGUGUUGCAAUGCCACCUAUUACUCCUCACUGGCAGAAUCAGUUGAUGAAGUGCGAGAUGGUCAGGGCUUCAAGAUCGCCUCAUCAUCGUGCUAGAGCAAGUGCUAUGGCUGCUCGUACAGUUCAAAAGGCGGCUAUCCCGAUCCAGAACCCAAAUGCGGUCAAGCCUGCGGAGACGAAUGGUACACCAAAGGAGGGCGAGUCAGAAUCACCGGCAACUCCAUCAAACGCUACUGGUUCAUCACCAAGCGUAGCAGGUGCAGUAGCCGUCAGCCACCCCUCAUCGACAGUCGCACCCAUUGCCGAGGCACCGAGACCUACCGCCCCCAAACCUCCAGAAAACACCUGGAACUCGCUAGAUAUGGGUGGCGUACACAUCAGAAACAUUCCCUCCACAUCUGGCUUAUUCACAUUCACAUUCCUCAUCAACCUCUACCUCAACCACAAUGCAUUGAUUAGCAUACCUCCUGAGAUCACACGACUACGACAUCUGGAGUUACUCGAUCUUUCAGGCAAUAACAUUGCUUCUGUACCCCCCGAGCUUGGUAUGCUCACGUCGCUGAAGGAGUUGUAUAUGUUCGAUAAUCAAAUUACGACACUUCCGCCCGAGCUUGGCAGUCUGCACCAGCUGCGGACGCUGGGUAUCGAAGGAAACCCUCUGGAUCAGUCUUUAAAAAGUAUGAUUCAAGAACAGGGCACACCCUCGCUCAUCGCCUACUUACGAGAUUCAUGUCCUGCACCCGUUCCUCCUCCGCCUCGUACUUGGCAACAUGCAGUUACACAAGUGGAGCGAGAAGCCAUGCAGAAUGACCCGAAUGUGGAAACAUUCAGCGUCUUAUGUUAUAACAUCCUUUGUGAGAAGGCCGCAACGGAGCGAAUGUAUGGGUACACGCCCUCGUGGGCGCUCGCAUGGAAGUACCGGAAGGAUCUUAUCCUGGAGGAAGUGAAGAGUCGUGAUGCCGACUUUGUCUGUUUGCAAGAGGUGGAUAGUUCUCAGUACGAAGAAUUCUUCCUGGAGCACUUGUCAGAUCAGGAGUAUGAGGGCGUAUAUUGGCCGAAGUCGAGGUAUAAGACGAUGAGUGAUGCGGAUCGACGGAUGGUGGACGGUUGCGCUAUUUUCUAUAAGCGUAACAAGUAUACGCUCGUAGAGAAGCAACUCAUCGAAUUCAGCACCGUCGCAAUGCAGCGUUCCGAUUUCAAGAAGACGGACGACAUGUUCAACCGUGUCUUAGGCAAAGACCAUAUCGCCGUUGUCUGCCUUUUCGAGAACAAGGAAACCGGCACUCGGCUAGUCAUCGUCAAUGCACACAUACACUGGGACCCACAAUACCGAGAUGUUAAGCUGGUCCAAGUGGCUCUUUUGAUCGAGGAAGUCGAGAAGAUUGCCGAUAGCUUCGCGAGAUAUCCACCACGUCUCAUGCUCCCAUCAGCCGCUUCUACCGCGAACGGAACUUCAGCGGAAGAGAAGAAUGCUUCAUCAAGACCACCACCAACAUACGCCGAUGGCACCAAAAUCCCUUUGAUCGUCUGUGGUGACUUCAACUCCAUACUUGACAGCGGAGUAUACGAGUUCUUAUCGACGGGGACCGUGCCAUCGAAUCAUCCUGACUUCAUGUCUCACAAGUACGGAAAGUAUACGUCGGAUGGCUUGAGGCAUCGGUUAGGGUUGAAGAGCGCAUAUUCUGUUGCGGGGGAGCUGCCGUUAACGAAUUUCACGCCAAGUUUCCAGGGUGUCAUCGAUUACAUCUGGUACUCGACGUCAAACUUGGCUGUGAAUUCAGUACUUGGAGAGGUUGACAAGUCGUAUCUGUCGAAGGUUGUCGGAUUCCCGAAUGCCCAUUUCCCUUCAGAUCACUUGUGCAUAGUUGGCGAGUUCCGUGUCAAGCCUCCGAAGGAACCACAACCUCCUCGACCUCCGCCAGUCUUCCCCGACUCAUCUCGGUGAUUGUUCCUGAGUAUCAUGGAAUGCCUUCCACAUACUCUACCUCCUGCAUAUUCUUCUUCACAUUGAACGUUGUCUAUAUUUUCGCAUUUAUUUAAACUUGUAAAUAGAUCCGUCUUCUUGUACCAAACAUUGUUUAUUUCUUCACCGUUCUCCACUCACUGCACUUGUGGAAUACACCUCCUUUUUAUCGCCUAUAUUCUAGUCUUUCAUUUUGUGUGUCUCUCGGUCGCUCCCCCCGUUUGUGUCUCUGCUCAAGCAAUUGUGUUUUUGGUCAAGUUUCCUCGUCGUCUUGGUCGUGUUUUGCCAUAUCUCCCACCUCUUAUUUGUCAACGUUCAUUACCAACUGCAAAAUCUGUAGCAUGUGCGUGUACGUCUGUUCAAUAUAAUUUCCAUUCAAACUCUC
Messenger RNA from Somion occarium, 2915 nucleotides. Lineage: Eukaryota; Fungi; Basidiomycota; Agaricomycetes; Polyporales; Cerrenaceae. The record is from the annotation of a GenBank genome assembly.